AUGUCCCACGAAAUGUCCCAUCUAGGGCCCAGAGCCUUCAACCACGACCAGAGCAACGACGCCGAGGCCGAAUACGAUCGCCUCCGCGAUCUAGCGCGCCAGGAAGCCUCGAAGCGCGGUCAAUGUUUCGGACGGUCUAAGGAGGCAUACUCGAGUGGUGAUGGUGCGGGCGCGAAGCAACUCUCCGAGGAGGGGAAGGCGCAUGGUCGCAAGAUGGAGGAGUAUAAUAGGCAGGCGUCGGAAUUUAUUUUCAAAGAGAAUAAUGCUAGUGGGCGGGUAGCUGCCGAUACGAUUGAUUUGCAUGGUCAAUUUGUUGAGGAGGCUGAGGAGAUUCUCGAGGAGCGUAUUAAGUACGCUAAGUCGCAUGGGCAGAAUCAUUUGCAUGUGAUUGUCGGCAAAGGCAACCACUCCGUGAACCACAUUCAGAAGAUUAAGCCGCGGGUGGAACAGGUCUGUCAGGAACUUGGCCUGCAGUACGCGACUGAGGACAAUGCUGGUCGAAUCUACGUCAACCUUACUGGCGGCGAGGCUGUCAUGCCUGAGUACCCGCAACACCAGCAAUCACACGGCCAGUAUCCUGGUCAACAGCAGUCGCACUCUGGUGGUUAUCAACAACACCAGGGACAACACCAGGGACAGCAACAGCAACAACAGCAACAGCAACCGGAUGAGCUUGAGCAGGUGGUUAAUGCCGUUCUGCCUAAGAUCAUGCGCAAGCUGGAGAAAGCCUGCUGUGUUGUUAUGUAA
Penicillium angulare is the source of this 747-nucleotide messenger RNA. RefSeq names its product Smr domain-containing protein. NCBI's taxonomy places the organism in Eukaryota, Fungi, Ascomycota, Eurotiomycetes, Eurotiales, Aspergillaceae. Bases 1 to 747 code for a protein of 248 amino acids. The transcript has 4 exons. The record is from RefSeq and is a predicted model, not a curated record.